AUAUAUUUUUGACAUUUGACAAUACCUAGAAUCGGUCGACGAGAAAAAAAUAAUUGUUAGUUGUUUUCAAGUUACAGGCUGUGGUGGUGUGUGAAGUUUUAAUAAUAAACGUGUUUUGUUAUUGUAUUUUUGACAUGUAAAACCAUCAAACUUAAAAGUGUUUUUGUUUUGUUUGGUGUUUUAAAUUUUUUGUUUUAACAGUUAAAAUAUUGUGCCGAUUAUUAGAACUAUCAAAUAAGUACUUCGACGAAAAAUAGGAGUACCCGUCCAAAGGAAACAAAAGGCUUUAAAGUGACGUUGUUUUGUGUGCCUCGACAAAAACGAUCAUCUCAGAGCGAAAGCCGUGAUGGGAUGAUCGGCCUGCAAGAAUGUGGGCCCGCGCCGCCUAGAGCGCCGCUCUCAACAGCAGCGCCACCGACCGGCAACAGAAUUCGAGACAGAACCGCCCAGGCUGUAGACUACUACAACACUCAUGUUCAUCGAGCUUGGAAUAACGUGGGACUCACCAACAAUAGGUCUUCCUUCAACGACAGGCAUCAUCAUCAUCCAGCCCCCAGGAAACCACAACUGUAUGCUCCCGAGCAUCUCUGUCGCAGCAAUUCUAGUUUAGAACUCCUUGAACAUAACGGUCGGCCGUCGAAUUCGAACUCUCCUCUCUUGAAGAGGGAAUAUGGUAGUCACGGAUCGAUAGACGUUAUUGAUAGGCAACAUCCAGGAAUACAGGUUAACAAUGAAUUCUUCAAGAUGUUGCAGGACUACAGACCUGCAGGUUUGGUAAGCAUCGAUCAACGUUCACCGGGACCCUCGGAGUACCUUCGGGGCAAGGUAGAAGGAAAUGCGGAUGAUCAGUCAGCACAAAGCCCCAAACAAAAAAAUAGACUAAAAAAACAUUUCUGGGCGAACGGGACUAGUGUCCCAUCUAAUAAUUCAAAAAUAUCGAAACAGACUAUGGAUGACAGUGUAGUGAGUAGUAGUUCUUCGGUAUGUGUUUCCGCCGAAAGUGAGGAAAUCGCGAGGAGACGCGCUUUUACCCAUUACGAUUGUCAAUCAUUGACUACAAAUUUAAAUUACGCCGUUAGAUUGAGGAAGAACCUGUUAGCCAAAAGGAGGAAUACAGCUACAGGUGCUUCAGCUGCUUCUGUGAUGGUCCGUUCUUCCACGCCGGAUGGAGAAAACGAGGACGAUUGUGGAGAUGGUCAACGAAACGAUCUAGUGGAAAAUUGCCCGUUUUUCAGAAACGAAAUCGGAGGAGAAGAAGAAAGAAUAGUCAGUCUAUCAAGAUUACAGAAUGGACAAAACCGAAAACCUCUUCAUCGUCCUCCUUUGGCGUAUGGCGUGGCUGUUUUAGAAUUUCCUUCUGGCGAAACUCACUGGAGACAUUCGACUUGUCCUUACCAAAGGUUUCCUAGACCAAUAGAAAAUGUUGAUCAAGGUGCGCUGUAUUAUAGGAAAUUCUUCGUCGGACAAGAGCACCAGAACUGGUUUGGAAUGGACGAACAGCUCGGACCUGUGGUCAUAUCCAUAAAACGAGAAAAAGUUGUACAUCCUGAGAAUCAAAUAACAACAACACUUAUACAAUAUCAAUAUAGGUUAGUUGUGAGGACAUCAGAACUCCAAACUCUCCGAGGAGCCGUCUUAGAAGAUGCUAUUCCGAAUAUUAAAUCUUCCAGUAAUCCAAAAACUCUUAAUACCAAAGAAGUACUCGAAUAUGUAGUUCCAGAAAUUCAAUUAAGUUGUUUGAAGCUCGGCAUACAAAAUCAACAUGUCACAGAACAAAUUUUGAAAUUGGACGAGCAAGGUCUCACCAAUCAUUAUAAGGUGGGUAUAAUGUAUUGUAAGGCCGAUCAGAAUACAGAAGAAGAAAUGUACAAUAACGAAGAAGCAGGUCCUGCCUUUUUGGAGUUUUUAGAAACAAUUGGACAAACAGUGAGAUUGAACGGAUUCGAUAAAUACAAGGCUGGAUUGGACAACAAAACCGAUUCGACAGGACUGUAUUCAGUAUACGCACAAUACCAAGAAUGUGAAAUAAUGUUCCAUGUAUCAACGAUGCUUCCCUUUACACCAAAUAAUAGGCAACAGCUACUUAGGAAACGACACAUUGGCAAUGAUAUUGUGACCAUCGUGUUCCAAGAACCUGGUGCUUUACCUUUCACUCCAAAAGGUAUACGAUCUCAAUUCCAACAUGUUUUUAUAGUCGUACAUGCUAUAAAUCCGUGUACGGAAAAUACUCAUUACAAGGUAGCGGUAAGCAGAUCUAAAGACGUCGAAGUAUUCGGUCCUCCUAUAAAAGAAGGCGCCAUAUUUCCUAAGGGUAAAGUUUUUGCUGAAUUCUUGCUUGCCAAAGUAGUGAACGCCGAAAACGCUGCUCAUCGUUCAGAAAAAUUCGUAACGAUGGCAACGAGAACUCGUCAGGAAUACCUCAAGGAUCUAGUAAUAAAUUAUUCCACAUCGACUAUUGUCGAUACUGGACAAAAAUUUUGUGAGUGUAAUGAUUUAUUCGUAGCGAUAUUUAGCAGCAAAAAGAAAGAAAAAGUCCGUCCCCGGUUCAUACCGGAUUUAUGCCAAAGAGGUGCCAUUUUGUGGCAAGUAUUAUUAGAUGAUAGCGGACAAGGUCAGCAAAUUGAGUGUUUUCUUGGUAUCUCUUCGGAUACAUUCAUUUUAAUAGAAGAAACUUCGAGGCAGAUCGUUUUUGUAACGCCUUGUAAAUCUAUUCUGGGAUGGUCGCCACAAACGAAUAGUUUGAGAUUAUAUCAUCAUCAAGGAGAAUGCAUGACGAUUCACAUGAGGGACUCUCAUGGCGACAGAGAUGAACUUAUGGAGAUUAUGGAUAGAUUGAAAGCAGUUACUUCUGGACAUGUUGCACAGGAAUUAACCAUAAGAAAGCUGAAUAGCGAUGGUCGGAACAUCAUGGGUCAACUGGGCUUCCACGUUCAACCCGACGGUAUUGUUACAUUGGUAGAAAGUGCAGGUCAAGCCUGGCAGGCGGGUCUUCGACAAAACUCCCGAUUAGUAGAAAUAUGCAAGGUAGCAGUAGCCACUCUCACUUAUGACCAAAUGGUGGACCUCUUGAAAACGUCUAUUACUGUAACUUUGACUGUGAUACCACCUUUACCCGAUGGAACGCCACGCAAAGGAUGUACUCUUCAAAAUUGCAAAUAUAAUGAAGCACAUUACGAAGGGGAUUAUGACAAUACAAACAAUGAAGAAAAUAAAGGUAGGAAGGCUCCUCAAAUUCAACAAGCCGUUUCUGGUAAUCACAGAAGAAUUUAUGAGAGAAGCUUUUCACCUCCAAGAAGUAGUAAUAGUUCCGGUUAUGGUACCGGUAGUAGCAGCAAGUCUUUUCAUGCACCUGAAACAAGAUUUCAAAAUAAUAUAGAGGGUACCUUAACAAGUUCUUCCAGUGGCCAUUCUGACGACAAAUGGUACGAUAUUUUGCAAGAAUUCGAGGCGCCACCAAUACCUAUAAAGAUGAAUCAGCAUGUUUCUCGGUUACACCAUACCAAUAAUACUUUCCCUAGUACUCCAAAGCGUAGCAACUCUCACCAAAACACACUCUUACAAACGCAUCAAAAUAAUCAAUAUUCUGUUCAACAUAAUAAGAUCCACAUCAGUAAUUCUUUGCCACUACAACACGUCAAUACAUCGCAGACAUUAACAACUGCAAUUCAUUCUAAUACCGAUAUGGAUAUUUAUAAAAUGGAAAAGAAUAAUCUUAUCAAGCAACAUAACGAAAGGUUGAGACAAGAAAGUGACUAUAUGAGUGCUAGAGGCUCUAGUAGAUCUGAUUAUGCUACAGUACAAAGUUUAAAUAACGAUUUUAAUAGAGUAGCGCUCAAUGAGAGUCUUUCUACUGAUAGUUCUAUAAGUGAAAGGAUCAAUUUUAUUGGCAGCGAAGAAGAACUUUCUUCGGCUGCUGGAAAUGCAUCGCCCAGAUCUAGAAGAGCUGCUAAACAUUCAAAUUUGACUCAAAGUUAUAACCGCAACCAAAGUCCGAGAUCUAUGAAUGGGGAGGCAAAAUUACGUCCAGGUGUCACGUCUCGUAGUUCAAAUCGUAAUAGUGCCAAUUUAUCCACAAACUUCCAAGAAGAGCUUCUUCGUUUAAUCAAUCCUGAUAAUAUAGAAGCUUCUGCUGACCAAAAAGUAGUUAAAGAAACAAAAAAUCACUCAAGGGAGAAUCUUAAUAACGCAUUAAGCGUUCACAAGACUCAACCAGAAAUUAUUUUGACAAUGGCUAGGCCCGCAACUGUUAUUUCUAACGCUAGUACUACCUCCAGUCCUCUACCAAAUGAAUUUAAGAGGACUCCAGAUGAUCUUGGUGCUUCUCACGUGCCUUUAGGUAAGUUGAAAACUACUGUGAGUUUUCCUGACGAUUUCCCAUUGCCGGAAGAUGGGGAUUGGCCGAGUUUAGUUGACACGGCUACAAGUUUUAUGAACCAAGUCGGAUCCAAUUGUGAAAACAAUAAGGAAACAGAGAGAAACCGUUGUUGGAGCGACGAUGUCGUCAUUGACGCUUCUAUUGGAUCUACAGUAAGUUCGAGUACGAGUGUUCCAGAACUUCAAAGUCAUGUUGCAGAACUGGAAUCGAAAGUUAAUCUCGAAACAAGGAGAAGAUUGUCUUUGGAGAAUGAAGUACGUCGACUCAAGGAAGAAAACCGAAAAUUACAAGACCAGGCACAUGCAGCUGUACAACAACUCAGAAAAUUCACUGAAUGGUUUUUUAAAAACGUGAAAAGGCAGUAAAUUGCUAAUUUUUAAUGUUUUUUUGCCAAUAUUAGUUGGGAAUUUUCUUUAUCUAUAUAAAUGUAUUGAGUAACAAUACUGGAAUAACUGAAAUCUUGCAACUAUACCACAUUCACCAUUUAAUUCUUCGACGAGCGUUUUAAUAACCAAAUUGUCGUCUUCAGAGACUAAAGGCGACAGACAGUGUAAUUUUGACUGUUGCCGGAAUGGCAGUGAACGGUAAGAUAACAAUAUGGUAUUAUUUUUGAGAUGCUAUCCCUCACUAAAUGUAUUAACCAUAUAGAUUUUCAGUAAAUGAAUUCUAUGAAUCAAAAAUGUUCAACACAUUUUCAAAACUUUUUUGUUACCCUAGUCACACAAUCUUAAGACACCAAAAUCGUAUAGAUUUUGAUAAUGUUAGUUUAAAGAUACUUAACACUCUGUUAGGUGCAUCACUAUAAGAGGAUCUGAGAAAUUCAAAUGAUUUGAUAUAUUUAAAUGUUAAAUGCUAUUUUUAGGUAAAAAUCUAUUGAACAUACUGUUUACACUACCAUUACAUCAACACUCACAAUUAAACUGUUUACCUUGAGUCUCUGAAGACGAUAACUUGGUUAUUGAAACGCGUUGUAUGUAGUGGUAGUGUCAGUGUAUUCUCAUUUUUCUUUUGCAAAAACUAAGUUUAUCUUUCUUCAUCUGUUGACAUGCCGAGAUUAGAAAACUUCUCAAAUUAUCUUUUUACAUUAUAUAUACGUGAAGUUAUGUUUUCACCACAAAUUGCACAUAUAAUAAUUUAAUUCUUUCAAUCACACCUUACCUAACCUAUCCUAACCAUUCAGUUUCAUAUAGUCUGGAAGUUGUAUUGCUUGUUUUUAAUUUUUCAACCGCCGUUAUAAUGCAGAACUACAAUUAAAAAUAUUUAUAUUUAGAAUGCAAUAAUUUGACAAAAGUGUCACUUGUUAGUUAAGCACUGGUGUACAUCCCGCCACGAUGCGAUGCAUGCGCGUCAAGUUACCCAGGUACAAUAGAAAUGGAAAAUCAGCUAGUUCAGCUGGAAAUAUUCUUUCAUAAAUUCGAUCAUAGAAAUAAGGAUUUUUUUAGUAUUUAUUUUCUUUUUUGACAUAAAAAAUAAAUUUAUAAAAAUCAAAAUGUGGGUCAGUUAAAAAGCUUGGUUGGGUCAAUGUAUGACCCGCCAUCACUGAGCUAGAUGCUGUUUUCUUUGAGACAAAAAUAUUUGAAAAAUUUGUUACAGGCUCUAUUCCAGUCUGGUUAUUUCACCUACUUUUAUGUUAUUUUUUUGCUAGAGUUCUACAAGCAUAAAGAAUCAUACUGCUUUUAUUAUCAUCUUUCUUUUCAUAGAAAAAUUGAAUCUUAAUUUAUUGUCGAUGGUGAUCUCCAGAUAUCUAAUAUAUUGGGAUGGUUUAAUAAAAAUAUAUUGUCGAAUUUUCCUGAAUUAAGUGCAUUAAUUAGAAUCGUCAUCUAACGGCCCGAAAUAAUAAUUAUAAUAUUCACUUGAGUUUUGCUAUUAUUAUGUCAUCUGCAAAUUGUAGUAAGUUCAUUGUCACAUGUAGUUUUGGUAAAGUUAUACUAUAAAUGAGAUAGCAGUGAGCCAUGUGAGACACCUUGUUGACAGAAUUGCAGAUAAUUCAUAAAUAAGUCAAUGGAGUUUGGAGUACUGAAUACUUUAGUUCUUUACUUCAAGAUAUCGGCAUCUUACAGAUCCACAGCAAUUAACCGAAUGUUAAAUAAAAAAAUCCCAACUAUAUAUUGUUUAUAAUGUAUUUAUUUGAUACAAAAUAAUGGUUGCAGUAUGCAGCAGCCAUGUAUAUAUGUAUAAUUUUAGUAAUCUGUUUCUUUUAAAAAUUAUGUAUAAUAAUGUAUGUUAUAGUACAAAAAAGUUGUUUGUUUUUUUUUUAAUUUAUUUUUAACAAAUGAUAAUCCAAUUUAACAAAAGAGCGCAAUGUUUAUAUAAUAAAAACAUUGCUUGCAUUAUUCAUUGUAUAGAAUCUUUGUCUUUAUUGUAAUUUUUACUAGUUACCACAAUAAUCAGAUUUUAGAAUAUCUGAAAAUAUUAUUAAUAGUGGCUUUAACUUCUCUUAAAACAAAUAUAAAGUGUUUCAUUUGCAAUUUUUAAUGAAAAGUUUGUUUAAAACUAGUGUUUUUCUUCGCAUUUAAUAGCUAAAGGUUGAUGGAAUAACAAACUGCAAAUAACACUGUGACAUUUAUAUGCAUUUAAUUUUUUUAUUUUUUAAUUUUAAUUUUCGAAUUCUAAUUAAUUUGACCAAUAUACAAUGUGCAAACUGUACUGUACCACUAAAUAUUCAUAGCGUCGUUCAAGUUUUAACACUUCAGUCCAAAAAAUGUGUUUUUCAUUUUUAAAUGUCAUUCAAUAGAGAAUCGAAAGAUGCACCUAUAGACAACUGUUACAAAAGUCUUGAAAAAUAUAUGUUUAUAAAUUUUCAAAAAAAUAUGUGUAUUAUGAUCGCAAUAUAUAAAAAGCACAGUUUUUUUGCUCUCCCGAAAAGUUGUCCUUCUGGUGAGCCCUAUUAAUAUUUUUGAGAUAUACAAUUUUGACAUGUCUUUUAGUAAUUUGUCUCUGGUCAAUAUUAUUUUAUUUAGUUAUUUAUAUAUUUUUCGGAAAAGAGAUGAUUUACUGUUUAUACUUUCGUGUAUGUUGAAGUACCAUAUGUACAAAUUAUCCUGCCUUGUAUUGUAUAUUUUUAUUUAACAAACAUACAUCUACAAUGGAUUUUUGUUCUCUACUCUUUCUUAUAUUCCUCUAGGUUUCGUUCUUUUUCGUAUAAAGUGAUAUUUGUGUUGUUUUUUAUAUUCAGAUGCUUUAAAUAAAUCCUACGUUUUUAAUAAAUUAUAGGACACAGUUUUCUUGUUCCAUCCAGUAUCAGAUUUUCCAUUCUUUUCACUAUAUUCAACUUUUGGACCAGGACAAGUGAUCCAAUGACAAAAACCCAGAGUCUUUCUUUAACAAGUUGAGCCCCAGAGGCUAUAGGCCCGUAACUGAACUUUCCCCACAGCCCAGAGCGGUCCUUAAGACUUAUUUUAUUUCAAACCUUCUCCGCAGCUCAAAGUACCGUAUUUAAAUGUGUUCUACAGUUUAAUUGGACCGUCCUGGGUGCUUGAAAUAUUACCUUACACUUAGUCCAUUUGAUUUUUUGUUUUUUUAUUUUACGUUAUCUUGGUCCCAUAUAAUAUUUUUCAAAGCACAUUGCACAAAAAGCAAACAAAAUUAGGCUUUUCUAUGCUACAAGUAGAGUGUACCUUCAAAGAAAUAUAAAAAAAGAUUUAUUGCGGAUAAAAAUUGCAAAAUAUAAUGUUUUUUGUGUACGGUUCAUAGGAUCGCUCUGGGGCCGGGGGAAAAACAUCAUUUUUUCGCACUUUUGAUUCCAUUUUUCUUUGAAACCACACCCCAUAUUGAGUGCAAACAUUUUUUGGGUUCAGGGGAAAGUUGAUCAAGUUUAGUUAGGGCUCAAAGUGUUAAACUCAUUAGUGUUUUCUAAAAACUUCUAUUCAACCACUAGUUAGUUUGUUUGCUUCCUUUUUUGUGUUACCGAUACUUUUUCUUUGUUGAUUUCCAAUAUAAAAUAAUUGAAUACAUGAAUGAAUACUUGAAACACUUUAUAUAUUUGUUAAUAUUUAUACCUAAAGUGAUAUCUUACUAUUGUGCUACUUGAUUGAAUGUUUUAAAAUAAUAAGUAUUAUGUAAAAACUUGACAAGAGAUCUAACAGAUCAUUUGAAUUUGUUUUACUACAAAUUUAACGAUUAUUACUAUUUUUAAUCGUAUGCACGAUAUUCCCGAUCUAUUCAAAAUAAUACUGAGCCGUUGUCAAUUUUGUAAUCUUGUUAGUUUUUUUAAAUGUAAUAUUUAGAAAUUAAGAUCGCGUUUCUUAUGAACCUAAACUCCAAUCUUUGUCUAAGGUGAAACUGUAUUUUGGAAAGUAAGCACUUUUAUUAGAUCAAAGACAAAUUGAGACAAUUUUCCAUAUUACAAAGAUAUUUUGAGAGGCAGCUAGUUACAUGAGAUUGAUUUAUAACCCAUUUAAAUUAGUGGGAAACGUCGAAACAAGAAAUAAUAAGCUGGAUUUUUUUGUAUAUACCUUCAUGCUGGCAUUCUAAAAUUUGUCUCGAUGAUCUCAUUUCAUGGGUCAGUCUCUGUAUUAUAUCGGUUUCCAUUAAUCCAAAAAUGGUAAUAUAUAAAAUUAGUGACCAAUUUUAUUUUAAGUAUUUUUUCAUAUAUUCAGCCGUUUUGCGAUAGAUAAUGCAAAUUCAAUCUAUUUUGAAUGAUAAUAUUUAUUUCGUAUUCCGCUUAACGCAUAGGAUACUGUAACGUUUUUCUUAUUUAUUUACACUCUUUCUAUUCGUGGUGUGAAUUUACAUUGUCAUUUAAGUUAUUAAUUUAUUCUUCACACUACACUUAACUAAGUUGCUCAGUACCAUAAAUGUGGAAAAUUGUAAAUUUGUCAUUGGAAAAAUAAAGUGCAAAGAAGUAUGAUACACACGAAUUUUCCAGAAGGUAGCUACUGGAAACCUUUCUCAAAUUUCACCUUUUUGAAACGUUUUCACAUUUUUGCACUUGAUUUUUUAACUCCUCGUCAUCAUCCUUAAAUAGUAUUAAUACUAGUUAGUAUUGGAUCAACUUUUCUCAUUCAUUUCUUUAGCUUUACCCAUUAGAAUGGUUAAAAUAAGUGAAAAUUGCAGAUUUUUAAGAAUAUAUUGUGACAUGAAUAGGGAGCUUAUAAAAAUAAUAUAAACAUUUUAAACAAAAUUUGAGAAACCGGAUUAAAUAAAAGUUGGAUGUGUGUGUCGUCCAUCAGCCAUAUCUAAUUUCGCUUUAUUUCAAUCUUCAUCACAUGCGCAUGUUUGAUUUUACUGUAUUUUUAUAAAUCUGUUAAUGAUUCAGCUUCACAUGUUUACAAAGUAUAAAUUUAUGAAAUAUUUGAAACUGUUGUUUCAACACAUAAGUUAUUUGUUUCAUUAAUUUAUAUAAAAUAAGUCUUUCAUUAUAUUAGGCUGUUAAAUAUUUGUAAUUUGCUUCAGUACUGGUCAAUCUGCUACAUCCUCCCUGUAAUAUAUCGUAACAUUUUUCAGUCGAUUUCAUCCAUUUUUCACUUUAACACGGAAAAUGUUCAAUCAAAUUCCAAUAAUUUCAAUAUGAAAAAAGGCUUCUAUUCCGAUUUGUAAUUUUUAAUUACUUUUGUCAUUCGGGCUAAUCUAAAGCAAUAAAUGUGAUUGAAAGUGAAUUUAUUUAAAUUAUUAUCUAUCAAUUAAUUUAAAAUUUUCUGUUUAUGUAAUUAAUAAGUAUUAUUAUUGUUAAAUAUAAGUUGAAUAUUUUUAAGGAGCAACACCAAAUCAACAUUAUUCGAUUAAUAUCCUAGUUAUAGUUGAAGUAAUAUAUGAAAUUUUAGUUACUUGCAUUCCCGAGUGUUUUAAUAAUUUUUGUUGUGUUAUAAUUAAUUAAUCUGAGUUUUAUGUUUAAUAUCUGUGACCUGGUAGAUGCCUUAGAAAUUGAUAUGUUAGGAUUUCAGUAUACAAACUUUUAAAUGAAUUAAAAAUCUUGUAAAUGUUA
Molecule: messenger RNA, 10298 nt
Organism: Diorhabda carinulata
Lineage: Eukaryota; Metazoa; Arthropoda; Insecta; Coleoptera; Chrysomelidae
Product: signal-induced proliferation-associated 1-like protein 1
Exons: 16
Coding region: 352-4740 (1462 amino acids)
Biological process (GO): activation of GTPase activity; regulation of small GTPase mediated signal transduction
Cellular component (GO): cytoplasm
Molecular function (GO): protein binding; GTPase activator activity
Source: RefSeq, a predicted model, not a curated record